Hyla sarda is the source of this 4015-nucleotide messenger RNA. It is a transcript of the gene CNKSR3, whose product is annotated as CNKSR family member 3. The record is from RefSeq and is a predicted model, not a curated record. Gene Ontology annotation, biological process: regulation of signal transduction. NCBI's taxonomy places the organism in Eukaryota, Metazoa, Chordata, Amphibia, Anura, Hylidae. Bases 240 to 1895 code for a protein of 551 amino acids. Gene Ontology annotation, molecular function: protein binding. Gene Ontology annotation, cellular component: cytoplasm; membrane. The transcript is spliced from 13 exons.
CCUGAGCCGGGAGGGAUGAGCUGCUAGACUGAGCAGGUAGUGAGCGGCGCUUCUCCUGUGUCUACACAGUGUACGGGAGCCGAGGACCGGCCAUGUCUGUCACCUCACACGAGCUGAGGCCGGGGCUGAGCUAUGGAAACUAAUUCACACUGGCCGCGGAUGUAAGAGACCGCAGGAGGCUGCCAGCACUUCUAAUCUCUGGAGACUCCAUUAUCGGGGCUGGAUCUAUAGGCGACACCAUGGAACCUGUCACCAAGUGGACGCCGGGGCAAGUGGUGGACUGGAUGAGGGGACUUGAUGACUCCUUACAGGUUUAUGUUCCCAGUGUAGAAAGGGAGAAGAUUAAUGGUGAACAGCUCCUAAAGAUAUCUCAUCAGGAUCUGGAAGAACUUGGAGUGACACGAAUUGGUCAUCAGGAACUUGUUCUCGAGGCUGUUGAUCUUCUCUGUGCCUUGAAUUAUGGUGUGGAAACUGACAAUAUGAAAAACUUGGUGCUAAAACUCAGAUCAGCUUCCAACAACCUUGAGAAUUAUAUUGGCAACAGGAGGAAAAGUACAACUUAUGAUGGGACUACUUCAUAUAAACCUCCCAAUGAGUUCCUUACAUCGGUGGUAGAACUGAUAGGCUCAGCCAAAGCCCUAUUAGCGUGGCUGGACAGGACGACAUUUACUGGAAUCACUGACUUCUCGACAACAAAGAACAAAAUCAUUCAGCUUUGUCUGGACUUGACAACCACGGUUCAGAAGGAAUCCACAGUUGCUGAAAUGGAAGAUUCAGUUCUAGAUGUUUCCAAAGUUCUAAAUGGGAUAUGUGACAAAACAUAUAAAUUUACCACAGACCCUUUAACAAGUCAAAGUGCUUGUCUGGAGGAAGUCAUCCUAACUAAUAUUAGACCUGGGGAAGGGCUGGGAAUGUAUAUCAAAUCCACAUAUGAUGGGCUGCAUGUCAUUACAGGAACUACAGAAAAUUCACCAGCUGAUGUCUCCCGGAAGAUUCACGCAGGUGAUGAAGUGAUACAAGUUAGCCACCAGACAGUGGUUGGAUGGCAAUUAAGAAAUCUUGUAGCAAGACUGAGAGAUAACUCUGGCGAAGUUACCCUGGUUCUGAAAAAGAGACCUACAGGAACCUUCAAUUUCACUCCUGCUCCUUUGAAAAACUUGAGAUGGAGACCUCCUCUUGUGCAGACAAGCCCACCACCUACUACAAUACAGUCUCCUGAAAGCACAUUGGAUACCUCACUAAAGAAAGAGAAGCCAGCAAUUCUUGAUCUUUACAUUCCUCCACCACCAAGAUUCCCUUACUCCCCAAGAGACGAGAAGAUGAGUUUCAGUUACAGUGGUUACAGAGAAUCACAUCCACCAUCCAAAGGUUCUGAAUCUCCAAACUCUUUCCUUGAUCAGGAAAGUCGAAGGAGAAGGUUUACUAUUGCAGACUCUGAUCAGUUGCCCUCAUAUCCCAUUGAAGUGCAUGUACAGCCAGCUAAAUUAAGAGACAAAACUCCAAUGUAUGGUAAGCCACGUCCUCUAUCUAUGCCUGCUGAAGCAAGCUGGAUUGUCUCUACAGAAUCAUAUUCAAGGCAUAGACUGACAGGGAGAAAAGGUGAUGAAGCACUUUCCAGGUAUUUCAGUAAUGAAAGGAUAGCACCAAUCAUAGAAGAAAAUGUAUCAUCUCGAAAUUAUUUUACCAGAUCAACUGAGAGGCAUUUAAUCAGAGGAACAGACUAUAUUAGGGGCAGCCGUGGUCUUCUGAACAUGGACUUACACAAUAGUGCAACAAUGCCAUACCAGGAGGAAGGUUCCAGGAAACAUACAACCGCUUCAUCUUCAAAAAAUACCACAACGGAGCCCUCGCUACUGGUCAGUUGGUUUACCAAACUAAAACUCUUGAGUCGCUGACUUUGUUACUAUAAACAUUUACCCUUCAAGUGCCUUUGCCCGUAUAAUGGCAGUAUUAUGUGAAGCUGGUUCUACAGUGGGAUUCACCUUCCUCAGCUUGCUUAAACUUCCAGACUGGCAUGAAGAUAUGACGAUGCCACAAAUAAUUUAUCAAGCAAUAAAAAUACUUUGAAAUCACACAUAUUCUACCUAUGGAAAUUAUAUUUGCCUCUUGGAUUUUGUUCUGUUUUUUUUUUUUUUUUGUACUUUCUUAUACAACUCUGUCGAAGUAAUGCAACAUGUGCGUGUAAAUUUUACUCAAGUUUUUGUGCAACUACUUUUUUUUUUUUUUUUUAGAACUGUUAAAAAAAAGUAAUUUAUUAAAAUCAGCCAACUUUUUAUUCAUUUUGCUGUUUACCAAAGGAUCAUUUAUUUUAUACUGAUUUUAGGAUGCUUUCUUCGUAUUCUGUAUUACAGGUUAAACGUUACACUUUCCUAAAUUAUUUAAGCAAUAUGAAAGGAAAAAGCAUUUCACAUUUGUUCUUUAUUGUAUAAAUGAAGGUUGACUUUCUGUAUAUAUCAACAGGGCAGGUAAGCUCCAUGGAUGUGAUAUGCAGGGAUUUGCCUUUUGUCAUUUUAUGCAUCUUUAUUGUUUACAAGACACAGUGACAACAUAAAGAUAACUUGUGACCUCUCCUGACCUUCCUAUUUCAGUAAGUACUGGUAUUUUUCAUUAAAUAACAAUUCUGAAACAUCUUUUCUUAGAACUCUUUUUUGUGCCACUCCUCUAUUAAUCCUUUGAAGGCUGACAAUUGGGUGUUACCACUACUCUCAUCAAAAGGGUGUAUCUAUAGGUAUUGUGACUGUCAGCAAUGAUUGGACAGUCAAACAUUGUAGGGACAAACCCGUUGUCAGUUUAUUCAUAAAUUUGUAGGGGGCAUAGCAGAAGAAGAGCACAACAUAGAGUAUAAAAAGAAGCCACAGAGUUAUUAUUUUAUGAGGAGUACAGUUAUUUACUGAAGCAUGGUAGAAGAGGUGCAAGUGCUCUUUAAAGGAGCUUUCUUACUUUCAACAUUGAAUAUGUUUGACUAUUGAGUUCUGUCUACUGUGACCCUUGCUGAUCACUAAAGUGAAGUAACAGUGACACUAGAAAGUGCUGUGCUCCUUCAGCUUUUGUCAUCUCAAUACAGAGCCUACAGGAGCUAAAGGCUUUAAGCACUUUGUAAAAUCAUACAUUGUCUCUUUAUAGUGUACCUACUAUUACAAUUUUUUAUACCAAAAAACAAUCUUCUGUUCCCUUAUACUCCUAUAUUAUAAUCCUGGCUAUCUGUUGCUGCCAUUAGGGAAUAGCUCUUGUUUUGCCCAAAACAGCUUAGGACCCCCAGAUGAGUUGAGAUUUUGUGUGCUAAGUCUCCUCUUCUUGUUGGUAAAGGUGAAUACAUUUUAAAUGGUGUUUUAGCGAAGUUUUAAAUAAGUAAGGUUAAAUAUGUUUUAUGAGCAAGCGGUGUACAUCAACUUAUAUUUGAUGUGCUGACAUUAAAAGAGCCUAUUCACAAUUUCUGGACAGUACAUGUAAGUUACUGAUAUAAAGGUGCCUUAUAAAUGAAAACUCUUGGAAAGAAAAAAAAUACAUACAGGUUGCCUCUUCUGCUCUUUUGUAUUAAAACUGUUGUGUUUCUACACCUUCCCUUUAGAUAUGUGUGAAGAUCCUUCCCUUCUGCUUCCUGCUCUUUCUAUGCUAUACAAAGUUUAUUGCACUUAUUUGCCAAGCAGUUGUUUCAAGUGGUAAAGAUGUAAAGUGAAGGGGGGACAGGAAGAAGAAGGGAUGACCUGUUGGUGGCUGCCUGUGUAGUUCCAAGAAAUGCUCCAGCCUAUGCAAAAUGCCUUUAACUAGAGACAAUGAGAAAGAACAUUUACGUUUUGAUGAGAUUAGAGUGCCUUCACGCAGCAUCACUUGGUGUGUUAAAUAUGUCCAUGGCAUAGCCGUAUACAUACUAGCACAAACAUUGAAAAUGUCUCCAUAUAUAUGUCUGAACGACCCCUUAGCAGUGACAAGGCAAGACUUGUCUAGCAGAAUGUACAGGAUAUUUUAGAAGCUCUGCAUUGUAUGUAUCAUUGUUUAGUAUAUCUGUUAAAAUGUA